CUCUGGAGGAAACACGGGAUCGAUUAGAUUAGCUUAUGACGAAUAUCCUCCAAGUGCUCUUGCUUAGGUUCACGCAUGUCAUCAUGGAAACCCGCAGAAUUCCCGUUUCAAUCAUGACCGUCUCUCAGUGCAGACGACAUGGAGACAAAUAUGCCGGUUGAGAGAGGGAGACGCCCACGCGUAGCUCAGGCAUGUAACACCUGUCGAGCGAAAAAGUACAAGUGCGAUGGGCAUAUUCCAUGUUCUCAUUGUCGAAGACAGGGCCGAGAAUGCAUCUUCCAGAGGGAGCCGAACGGUACUGUGAGACGUUCCGAGUAUUCCAUCCGAUAUGUAAAGGAGUUGGAGGAGUCUCUCGAACGGGCUAAGGCUGCACUUCGUCUUCUAGGAACCUCACAGCAACACGAAACGGACUUGACACCAACCGGAAACACCGCGCCAGAGGCUGGAGCACAGCCGUCACUUCAGAACGUACCACGCCCAAUCCAUGGGGAGAAUCAAAGCGACUCUUCUAUCUCCAGAGCAGCGGCGGGGGCUCCCACGGGCGAUCAGAACAAGGACAUCGCGGAAAAUAGCCCCGAUGAAGUCAUGGACAUCAACGGUUCGACAAGGAGUUUCGAGUUCCACGGUCCAACAUCGUCGCUAGCAUUUCUUUACCGCCUGGUGAAGAUGAAGGAAAGCAGUUCAAACAAUGGAUGUGGUAGGCAUCCUGCUCCUGGGUUUGCCAAUCGACAGGUCAUUAGCGAGUUUCAAAACGAAGCCUUCAUGAAGUUGCGAGAAAGUCCGAACUUGGUCGAAGAGAACUACUAUCCGCUCCACGCGUUACUCUUUAUUGACAGCUACUUUAAAACCCUGCAUUACGUGUAUCCCAUUAUCGAUCAAAACGUGUUCCUUGAGCGUUGCCAUUCGCUCUGGACUGGUCAUGGAAUACCAAUCCACCAGAGCUUCAAGGCGUUGUACUUUGCGGUAUUGUCACUUGGUGUGCUGACCCGGACUUGGACCGAAGGCUCCAUUAACGGAAUGGAUAGGAAUGCGUGGACUCUUACGCUGUUCGAAAGAGCCGAGUUGACGAUGGGCAGGCCAGGAUCGUUGAACGACUUAGAAGCAAUCCAGGCUUUAAUCAUCAUGUCACAAGUCUGUCAGCACCAACUGAAUCCAAACUUGGCAUAUACAUACCUAGGAACCGCUCUCCGGACGGCUUUCUCAACGGGUAUUAAUCGACUAGCACAGUUCCGCGAGCGUGGUUUUCCACAGGACUCUCCCAGUCUUGUCGUAUCUCGAACAUGGUGGGCCCUCUAUUCCUUGGAAACGGAGUCUAGCUUCAACAUAAGUAGACCCGACAUACUCGGAUUGGACUCCUACCACAACAGACUGCCGCCAUCGAUCAGCGAACCCAACGAGACGGAAACUACCAUUAUCCCAGCAAUGCUCGGGCUGUCUCGAAUCCUGCGACAAAUCUCAAAGAACAUCUACUGGGAACCCACUGGUCUCUCAGAGAAACUUCAAAGAGCCAGCGAGUACGAACACGAUUUGAGCACUUGGCUAGCGCGACUUCCAGCCAACAUUCGACCUAAUUCGCGCUCGGAAACAACAAAUCCACGCUUGAUGCUCGACAACCACUGCUGGCCAGAGUUGCAAAUGCUCGUGCUCAAUUUGAGAUAUUUACAUGCACGAAUCGUCCUCUUCUACUUGUUCUUCCUACAUGGGCAAAGGGGCCUCCGGAACGGAAAAGAAGUGGAACGGCUCACCGCCUACGCCCAAAAUUGUAAAGAUGCCGCGGUAGACAUCAUCAAGUCCAUUCACUCGGCAUACCGUAUGCAUCAUUUCUUCCGAUCCUGGUGGAAUAAUACAACAUACCUCACCUUCGGCCUAUCAAUCAUCUUGUCUGCGUUUUAUCACGAACCGGUGACGACACGCCCAUAUUCGGCAAAUUUGUUAUACAUAAAUCAAGCCAUCGAAAUCCUUGGAGCCAUGGAGGAGUGCCGAGUGGCUCGAAAUAUUGGGAAAUUCGCCCGUGAGCUGGUCGGUGAACUCCUCGCCGGCCAAAUGGAUGGAGGAUCAGGAUCGCAAACAGCUUCAGCUCCGCUAGAACCUUCAGUUCCAUGGUUAGCCGAUGGUUUUAGCGAUCCUCACUUUGAAUUCAAUGUCUUUGACGAGAAUUUUCCCAUGUGGCUCGACGACGUGGAGCAAGAUGUGAGUGCCAGUGGGAUUCAAGGGUUAAGUAGGGGUGACAUUGUAUAGAGAUGAGGUAUGUAGAAA
Messenger RNA from Eremomyces bilateralis CBS 781.70, 2256 nucleotides. RefSeq lists its product as uncharacterized. Lineage: Eukaryota; Fungi; Ascomycota; Dothideomycetes; Eremomycetales; Eremomycetaceae. Gene Ontology annotation, cellular component: nucleus. The coding region runs from base 139 to 2238 and encodes 699 amino acids. The transcript has 5 exons. Gene Ontology annotation, biological process: DNA-templated transcription; positive regulation of transcription from RNA polymerase II promoter by galactose. Gene Ontology annotation, molecular function: RNA polymerase II cis-regulatory region sequence-specific DNA binding; DNA-binding transcription factor activity, RNA polymerase II-specific; zinc ion binding. The record is from RefSeq and is a predicted model, not a curated record.